Acipenser ruthenus (sterlet) is the source of this 3897-nucleotide messenger RNA. RefSeq names its product phosphoinositide 3-kinase regulatory subunit 6-like. Gene Ontology annotation, molecular function: 1-phosphatidylinositol-3-kinase regulator activity. The record is from RefSeq and is a predicted model, not a curated record. Gene Ontology annotation, cellular component: phosphatidylinositol 3-kinase complex, class IB. The transcript has 20 exons. Gene Ontology annotation, biological process: positive regulation of MAP kinase activity; G protein-coupled receptor signaling pathway. Lineage: Eukaryota; Metazoa; Chordata; Actinopteri; Acipenseriformes; Acipenseridae. Bases 198 to 2441 code for a protein of 747 amino acids.
UGUACUGUUUAUCAAGAUCCUGAGCUGCCUCCGACAAGAACAAUCCUGCUCAAAGUUUAGCAGUGCAGUGCCUAUGUUUGGAGCUAUGCAUUUAUCUCUUCACGAAUAAGGUGUGGUUAACCUGAACCUACCUCAACAUGUUUGUCAGCUUUAAUCACUCAGGGAACUCGAAAACACUAUAGCUUGCCGAGGACGACAUGGAGCCAAAAGCUAACUCUGAGGUCACUGACGCUAUGGAGUCGGAUCUUCUUCGCAGUGUCCACGCGAUCCUGCUGGAGUUAGACGGGCAUCAUACGGCUUCUCAGUUCAACAGAGGAAUGCUGAGAUGGACCUUGCACAAGAAAAUUGAAAGGAACCCCGCCAACAACAGCACCUUGGUUAAAAUUGUUGUUAAAGAGCUAGAGAGGGCAGAGAGGUCUGAUAAUAAACUUCACAUUAUUCCUCUCCUUCACACACUCAUGUACGCUAUAUUACAGGCCGUUUACAUUCCAGAUGACCUGUACAAGAGGGUUUAUGAAUUCUGUAAAAGAUUACUGACGCUGCCUCAGCCCUACUGCACAGUUGGACUCAGCCAUGCAAUCCGUGUAAAAAGUGAAAGACUGACCCCAGGUGUUCUGUACCAGAGAAUGGUCCUUUCUGAACAAAACAUUAAAAAUGAACAAUACCAGUACCUUGAAAAGGUGUUCGUGUUUGCAGACCCUGCCCUGUUAUCAAUGGAGAUGAGCGCGGCUCUCAGCAGUGAGAUCGAGUCAGCCAGCACCUGCAGGAGCCACAUGAGCUACAUGUGUGAUGUCAUCGUGCACACCAUGCAGGCUGCGCUGGGGGACAGCUGUGACGCCCCGACUCUGGAGUGCAUGCUGAAGGCGAAAGGCCAAGACACGAUUGAGCUGUGUUUCCGGGAAGUGGUGGCGACUGUGGAGGUGUGUGCAGAGGAAGCUGGAGGAAACCACAGCUUGUACACAGGCAGGCUGCAACAGCUCUACACAACCAUCGUCAGCUCUGCAAACCCAGAUGGACAGUCCAGUAGCACACUUUUUGGCAUUCCACUCCCCAACCCUGAAAUCAGCUUUCACCUUUGGAGAGAGGACGAGCUUUUGUGGAAAGAACUUGCAAAAUUCACCAGGUCAGCGCCCUCCAGCGAAGUUCUCUCCAGUGACUCUGCAUCGUUUGAGAUGCCAGACCCCGUAUCGGACCUCACCUCCAGCGAGCUCCUGCGGCUCUCGAUCCUGUCGACGGACAGCGGCAUCGAGAGAGACCUGCCCCCCAGCGAGCUGCCGGCCGUCAGCGAGGAGCCCUCUGCUGGCCGCAGUGAGCAGGAGCAGGGGAGGCUGUUCAGGAAGGGUGGGAUUAAGAUGAAGCCCUCGGUGUCGGACGGCAUGGCUCUGCUGCAAGACACCCUGGAGGAGACAGGUGCGAGCCCCCCGGGGAAGCUGCAGAGGAGAGCGGGGAGCCAUGGGUUACCAGGCGGCAGACAGCAGAAGCUCUACACAGCUCGCAUUGUGGUGCUGGGCGACGACAGGAUUGUAGGAAGACUUGCAAAGGCCUACUACUCACUAAGGAAAAGAGACGCAAGAAGACCGUUUCUGACGCAAAAACUGAACCUGCAGAUUUACUACAUACCGGUAACUCACGAAGAGUACUCUUUCACCAAGGAAAAUACUCCAACUGCAGGAAGUGAUCUGUGUCAGCUGGCUGCGUAUCUGGGCAGGGUUGAUCCGUGGUAUGAAAACAACAUCAGAAGUCUCUGCCAAAUGAUACCCAAGCUGGCAAAAAUGAAAUCCUGCUCUGGUAAGUCCUCAGAGGCAAACCCUUUCCUCACCGAUGUCAUCUCCUACUACGUGCGAAUGGGGCUGCAGCCUGUCUACUUCUGCAUAUACUCAGUCAAGAUGGCAUUUACCUGCCUGACCAAAGAACACGUAGAGGAUGUGUUUGUCACCCAGCUCCAGAUUGACAUCCCGGAAUGUAUGGGCUUUUCAGGUACAAUGAAAGGAAGUAAUUGUGGAGCAAUGAUGACGAUCUCCUACAAAAAGGCAUCUCUAAGCAACAGGGAAGUUGAAAAGGGGCUGUCGUUACGAACUUCUGGGUUGGUUAUGAGAGCUAUUCCCACCUGCGAAACUGAAGACCUUGACUGUCUGACUGUGAGCUUCUCUGAGGGGUCUAAGGUGAAGGCAGGUGUGGACGGCAAGAUUAGAACCUGCAAUAUUAAAAUCAGGACGCUUGAACGAAAACCUUUCACUGUUUGUCUUGACCAGGACUACCGGAGGAUCUUUAAGAACGUUGCAAGCAUUGAAGUAUCGCCAUGCUUGGAGCCUGGUUACGUUAUGCAGAAAAUGCAGAAUUCAAGAUUCAGUGUGUCUGACCAAGAAGACAUCGGACUGACCAAAUACAUGUCCAAGGUGCUUCCCCUGCCAAUCAACACGUUUGCCGGGAUCAUACAAUGACAGUCGAGGGGAAAAAUACAACAGGUGUUAACUACAGCACUUUACAGAUGUGUACAGAUGUGUGCCACUGCAGGCGUGGUUCACAAAAGCUGUGUUCACCUGCAGCAGACAACGUCGUUGAGAGGAGCAGGACACUUAACCUGAUAUAGAAUAUCAUGGCAUAUAAAAAACACUGGUGAGAUUGUGUUUAACGUGGGACCUCGUUUAGAGGCAGCUCUCCUCUUAGCGUAUCCUUCAUAGCAGUGUCAUCGGCUUCAUAUAGUGAAGAAACUGAAAUUCUGAAACAGAACAACCACACACACCUCUACACAGGAGUCAGCAUUGAAGAAAUCAACAUGCUGGCCUUGGAAACAAAACCCUUUUCAAUAUUAAAGCCCAUGGGGAAAACGUUACAUGUUAAUGGAAGGCAAAGAACAAGAUUCUCACAGUUUUACAUACAGCCAAAAGUAUUCCAAAAGUAUCAAGGGGAGAACGCUACCCAGGCAAAAAAAAUGACCUUCCAUUAGUUCAUGGAACAUGAUUAAUAUUAAUGGCGUAAUGUGACUUGUGUAACAUUUUACUAGCUAGUUUUGCAACUGCAACAGUUUCAGUGGGUGCACAAUGUAUGUACAAUGGACUGGCAUCUUAGAUAUUAAAAAUAAACAGCAGCUAUCAGUGCUGGUAUUAACAGAGGGCUGGUUCACGUUGGCAUGUGAGUGUGCAGGUGUUCAAAGCAACAAUAAUCACAGGGAUGGGGAAUAAGACUCCCAUUGAAUAGCACUUUGAUCCAUUCCUGGUUUUACUAUGAGUUUAAUAAGACACACCUGAGCUUGUUACCUACACACUGUGUAUAAUCAAGCUCAUAAUGAGUCUUAUUUACAUGCCUGAAUCAGGACAUCAGCACUGUCUUGGCUGCCAAAUGGAAAAGUUCAAUGUAGGCAAAAGACAAAAUAGUUUACACUCCUGUCUGCAUCGUCUAAUCUGCGAUGUAGCACUUGCUGCUGCUAAAAAUAAUCUGAAGGAAAAAAAAAGACUACUUGGGAUUAUUUUUAUAUUUGCUGGAAAGACUGACUUUACUGUGCAGUAUCCUUUAAUAUGUGAGCUAAUUCUGCAUGAUUUAUUUAUGUUCUGGUGAACACUCUUGAAACCUGCUGGCCUAUUAGGCAGACUCUGUUGAGAAGUAUUUCAUUUGUGGCUCAGCAUUCAGGAAUAUGAGGACACUGCAUCGUGGUAUUGUUUGAAUGAGGAGGCCCUGUAGCAAAUAAACAUGUUGAGGACAGGAAAACAGCAACCAGAUGCACAUACAGAUGACACUGUAAGACAAGAAAACAGCACUGUGAUGACACAUGGGGUUGCAGUGGAGUUUGAAUGCAAUGCAGAAGUUUAGUGUAGUAUACCAUUGUUAAUCCCUUCAGGUAUACAAGGAAUUGAGCUUUUGUUGUUAAAACAUCUUUUUUCUUAAAAUACAUUUCAGAGU